This is a messenger RNA of Aureobasidium subglaciale EXF-2481, 1755 nucleotides long. RefSeq lists its product as uncharacterized. The record is from RefSeq and is a predicted model, not a curated record. Gene Ontology annotation, biological process: regulation of transcription by RNA polymerase II. Lineage: Eukaryota; Fungi; Ascomycota; Dothideomycetes; Dothideales; Saccotheciaceae. The coding region runs from base 1 to 1755 and encodes 584 amino acids. Gene Ontology annotation, molecular function: DNA-binding transcription factor activity, RNA polymerase II-specific; RNA polymerase II transcription regulatory region sequence-specific DNA binding. The transcript is spliced from 4 exons.
AUGCUUCAAGGAAAGAUCAUUGGGCCCCUGUCACCACCGAGCUCUCCUCGCAUGUCUGGUCAAGACUACAAGCCAGCACUCCCUGGUUGGCAAACGCAUCAAGAUCACCAUCCGUCCUUCGGGCAUGGGUAUGCAACGGGUCAAUACCAGGCACCUCAAGAGCCUGUGGCGAACAGUCAUGUAUUGAGUGCACCUCAAGGUCCUUCAUUGAGGUCGUACAAGACUUCACCAUACCCCCUCAACGCUCAAUAUUCUGCUGGUGGUACUGCCCCAAGCUCAUACACACAGCACGCAUCAUCGGAGGGAAAGACUCAAUCCAGUGCCGGACUUGGAUCACAAACUCUGGGCGAGUCAUUACCUGGCAGUCCGUCAUCGCACUUGAGCCCUCACUCACAAGGACUGGACCCUGAUGAUGAGAUUGCGGAUGAUGAUGACCAAGACGCGAGCGGAGAUGCCGACGAUGGCGAGAAUAAGCCUCCAAUGACAGCGGCAGAGCUGAGAAACCAAAAGCGCAAGAUGAAGCGGUUCAGGCUCACUCACAACCAAACGAGAUUCCUGAUGAGUGAAUUCAGUCGUCAAGCUCAUCCCGAUGCUGCGCAUCGCGAGAGGCUCUCAAGAGAGAUUCCUGGCUUGAGCCCAAGGCAGGUGCAGGUCUGGUUCCAAAACAGACGUGCGAAGCUGAAGCGUUUGACAGCUGAGGAUCGCGAGAGGAUGAUGAAAUCAAGAGCCCUGCCGGACAACUUCGACAUGACUCCCAGUCUUCAUAGCAACUAUGGCGCAGCUCCUGGAGGUAUCACACCUGGCGCAUCACCUGCUAGCUACGGUACAGCCCUUCACCAACCUGGCCACAUUCGCCCCUUGACCCUCGACACACUUCGCCGGGGAGAUUUGGGACCCAACUACAUCAGCCCUACUGGAGUCCCUCCCGGCAUGACUUCCAUGGCAUAUACUCCACCACAUUCGGCAACAGACACGAUGUCUCCCGUUUCGAGACCACCUGAAGGCGCGGCUUACGGAUAUACCCCUCGACCGAACCUGGACAGUCCUCAGAGGGCCAUGUUCCCUGGACCUCCUCCGUCAUACACCAGCCAAUACUCUCAGCCGCCUCGUCUCCCCGUACACGACCGUUUCAGACGCGCAAGCGGAGAGACUGCCACCUCAUCUCCAUUGAGAUCCAGCAUGUCUUAUGGCAGUUUGAGUGGCGAAAGCUCGCAACACCCCUCCGAGGCGAGAACACCCGGUUUGCAAUCUUCUGAAGGCCAGGGAUACAUUUCGCAACAAGAUGCGCAGCGAAACAUGCCUCCGCCAAGCGGACCAUAUGGCUUGGGUCUUCCACCUUACGGCUUUCCAAGCUACCAAUCAACUGUGCGCCCAGCCCAGGCACCAACCAGCGGCGCUCCAAGCAUCGACAUGAUCAACGCAUACCACAGAGACAGCCAACAAGUGCUCAGCCAACACCCAUCUUCGUUCCCUGAAUAUCAGCAAUACCACAACCCAACUCCUUACUCUACUCCUCAAAUGCCCCACUACGCCAACUUUGGUAAUCAAUUCGCUCCUCCGCCUUCCGCCUCAUACUCGGGUCCUUAUAUGCAACGUCCCGAGCAACAAUCGCAGUCUCAACCCAGCCAAGCGCAGCAAUCUGCUGCUCCUGUGGCACCUGGCGCAGCUCAGCGACCUACAUACGCAGGACAACGCAGCAAUGAGUCUGAAGCCGACCACAGCGAUGGUGGCGUGCCCAUCACAUCAUCUUAUUAG